Hibiscus syriacus is the source of this 1106-nucleotide messenger RNA. Its product is annotated as nuclear transcription factor Y subunit B-8-like. Bases 209 to 724 code for a protein of 171 amino acids. The record is from RefSeq and is a predicted model, not a curated record. Gene Ontology annotation, cellular component: CCAAT-binding factor complex; nucleus. Lineage: Eukaryota; Viridiplantae; Streptophyta; Magnoliopsida; Malvales; Malvaceae. The transcript is spliced from 7 exons. Gene Ontology annotation, biological process: regulation of transcription by RNA polymerase II. Gene Ontology annotation, molecular function: DNA-binding transcription activator activity, RNA polymerase II-specific; RNA polymerase II cis-regulatory region sequence-specific DNA binding; protein heterodimerization activity.
UGUUUGAUAAAAAAACAAAAAUAAAUAGAGAAAAUCGAGAACCCCAAACGAACGGUGUUGAUAAAACUCAUUUUUCCAUCUGAGUCGUCUCCUCUUUCCUGUCUUCUCCAGCGUCGGAUUCCCUCUCUUUCUUCCCCAUUAUCCAAUCUCCCUCUCUCCCGCCCUUUUUCUCUUUAUUUUAAUUUCGUUUCUACUAAGGGUUUACUCCAUGGACGAGGCACCGACGAGUCCCGGCGGCGCAGGAAGUCAUGAGAGCGGCGAUCAUAUCCCGAAAUCCAAUAUGCGAGAACAGGACAGGUAUCUUCCUAUCGCUAACAUCAGCCGUAUUAUGAAGAAGGCUCUUCCUGCUAAUGGCAAGAUCGCUAAAGAUGCUAAAGAGACCGUUCAAGAGUGCGUCUCCGAGUUUAUCAGCUUCAUCACCAGCGAAGCUAGCGAUAAGUGUCGGAGAGAGAAGAGGAAGACUGUUAACGGGGAUGAUCUGCUCUGGGCUAUGGCGACUUUGGGGUUUGAAGAUUACAUUGACCCGCUUAAGAUUUACCUUUCCCGGUACAGAGAGAUGGAGGGUGAUGCCAAGGGCUCGGCUAAAGGUGGAGAUGCAUCUGCAAAGAAAGAUGUCCAACCAAGCCCAAAUGCCCAGCUUGUUCAUCAAGGUUCAUUCUCACAAGGCGUUAAUUAUGGGAAUUCUCAAGCCCAUAUGAUGGUUCCAAUGCAAGGCACCGAUUAGAGAUCACGCGGUCACACCUUUCUUCUGCAAGUUCCAUUAUCUAAAUCCUCAAUCUAUAUCAUAAUUCGGCACCACAACAAAUAGUUUCCAAAUAGUCCAUCGUAUGUGAAGGACCGACUUCUCGGAUGGGUUUGCAUCCUCUUAUCUGGUAAGCUAUUAUUUUGUAGUAUUAUUUGUCUAUCAUAUGUUCUUUGGAAUAGAUUCAUUUUUCAAAGAACUGUUUAAAUCUCGUGUGGGUAUCGUAGGAUUGAGCUCGUGGCGAGCAUGUAAUAUAUUCCGGUAACGACAUCGGUUAGGAAACUUCUCAUGCACAUUCUGUUUUACAUGACUUGGAACAGGUCGAUUGUUGAGUCAAAUGGAUAACAUUAUGAUUGUUGAUUUA